Acytostelium subglobosum LB1 is the source of this 1344-nucleotide messenger RNA. RefSeq lists its product as hypothetical. NCBI's taxonomy places the organism in Eukaryota, Evosea, Eumycetozoa, Acytosteliales, Acytosteliaceae. Gene Ontology annotation, cellular component: membrane. The transcript is spliced from 4 exons. The annotation marks the transcript as partial. The record is from RefSeq and is a predicted model, not a curated record. Gene Ontology annotation, biological process: transmembrane transport; molybdate ion transport. Gene Ontology annotation, molecular function: molybdate ion transmembrane transporter activity.
AUGGACUACUUAACAUUGUUUAUAUUGUUCUGCAUUAUAUGUGCAGUGUUACAAUAUGUAAACUAUAAUUCAAACAAAGAUGAUCAAGCUUCAAAGUAUACAGGACUGUCAUCGACCAACACAUUCUCAGUGACCAGUCAAAUGUCAUUCAAAGCAUUCCAGAAUCAAUACCUAUUCAUCUAUCUACUUGCAAUGGGUGCCGAUUGGAUGCAGGGACCAUAUGUAUACGCACUUUAUAAGUCAUAUGGCUUUGCCAUGUCAGAUAUUGCUAUAUUAUUCGUCAGUGGAUUCCUUUCAAGCAUGGUCUUUGGUGUCAUAGUUGGUCCAAUAGCUGAUAAAUAUGGAAGAAAGUUAAUGACAAUUAUAUUUGGAAUACUAUACUCUGCGAGUUGUGUAACAAAGUUAAUGCCAGACUACAACAUAUUGAUGGUUGGCAGGAUAUUAUCCGGAGUAUCAACAUCAUUAUUAUUCUCUGUAUUUGAAUCAUGGAUGAUCUCUGAACAUAAUGCUAGAGGCUUCCCAGAGGAAUUGUUAUCAUCAACAUUUUACAAGGCAACGUUUAUGAAUGGUGUCGUGGCUAUUAUGGCGGGACUGUGGGCUUCGUUCUCGGCGGAGCAUUGGGGCUUCGUAUCGCCAUUCAUGUGGUCGCUCGGAUUGUUAAUCAUUUGCACAUUGCUGGUCAUUGCCAACUGGAAUGAGAACUAUGGAAAUGCCACGGUAUCAUUAGAGUCAACCUUUAAGAACUCGUUCCAAUACCUGUUGAACGAUCGCACCAUUAUCAAGCUGGGCUUCAUCCAAUCUCUAUUCGAAGCGUCAAUGUACACCUUUGUCUUUAUGUGGACGCCCACACUGCAGCAGUCUGGCGUGGCCGCCAGCGACUCGGUCUCUGGCACGGCUGCCGAGAACGAUCUGCCCUUUGGCCUGAUCUUUGCCACGUUCAUGGUGUGCAUCAUGAUCGGAUCGUCCAUCUAUAACAUGCUGCCCAAGGUGCCGCCCGAGACACUGGCGCGCUGGAUCUUUGCCGUGUCGAUCGGCAGUCUGAGCGUGCCCUUCCUCAUGCCCAAUCACACGCUGUUGCUCUACCUGUCGUUCCUGCUGUUUGAAGUGUGCUGCGGCCUGUACUUCCCAUGCAUGGGCACACUGCGCAGCAAGUACAUCCCAGAGAGUGCGCGAGCAUCCAUCAUGAACUACUUUAGAGUGCCACUCAACUUCAUGGUGGUGGUCAUCCUGUCCAACACCUCCACCAUCUCCACCACCAACAUCUUCAUGGUGUGCACCAUGUGGCUUGCGAUCGCCCUCACCCUCCAAUCAACCAUUCGUCCAUCCUCCCAAUCAAUCCCACAU